UGUUAUCAAGAGUCUGGUUGAACCGUAUGGACCAGUUUUAGCUGUCUUAGCAAGGAAGGUCCCAAAAAAAAAUGGGUGCUGGGCUCUGGUGACUCUAAGUAACCAGGAAUCCGUUGAUAAAGCGGUGUCUCAUCUAAACAUGGUUGAAAUCAAUAAGCAGCAGCUAUUUGUUACUCGUGCAAUUCCAAAAGAAGAAAAAAGUUAUUGUCGAAAACAAGAUAUUCAACCAAGAUACAAGCUUAAAAUACUGAUCACGGGGUUGAAUGUCAACACGCAUAAAGACAAGUUCCAAGAUUGGUGCUUAACCUUUGGGUCAAUAAAGUCUGUGGAGCUUUAUGGAACAUACCCCCAAGAAAACAAGAAGGGCUACACAGCUUAUGGAUAUGUGGAAAUGAUAAAUGAAGCCGAUGCUGACGUUUUGAUUGAUAAUCUCAAGCUACUGGGUGUUCGCUGCUUCAAGGUCAAAGUGGAGAUCCAAGAUAAGGAGACAGUUAUUACCGACAUGCAUCGCUAUCAUUUUGGCCCACUACCCGAACAAUCCAACAUUACUGGGAUGAGAUCCUAUGUAGAUCCCUCGAAAUUAUUUCACCUAGCCGCUUUUGCAAAAUCUGUCGAACAGGAAAAAUUGGCUGAAACGGUUCAAACCAAGGAAAAGAGCAAUGCAGAGCGAUUGAGCGUCGAUCUUCGCAGCAAGAUUGAACAAAUCAUAGGCAUUUGUGCUGUUGAAAUUUUAGGCGAAGAUACAUUGAUCUCCAACAACACCGGAUGCAUUUAUCUACACAAAGUGCAUUCAUUGUCUGAGCACAUCAUCAAGUUCUUUUGGUCUAAUAGGGUUGAUUCAUUCUUUAAAUUUUUAGAAUCCAACUACAAGAAAGACCAACCUUUGCACCCCCUGCUUAGAACUCAAAUUGUGCAGAGUGCGAUGUACUUGGGUAUUGUGCCCAAAUGCUAGAAAUGAGGGUCUUAAAACGAUUUAGCUUUAUAUGACCUAUAUAUAUGACUGGG
This is a messenger RNA of Ogataea polymorpha, 1005 nucleotides long. RefSeq lists its product as uncharacterized. Gene Ontology annotation, molecular function: nucleic acid binding. The transcript has a single exon. NCBI's taxonomy places the organism in Eukaryota, Fungi, Ascomycota, Pichiomycetes, Pichiales, Pichiaceae. Bases 140 to 952 code for a protein of 270 amino acids. The record is from RefSeq and is a predicted model, not a curated record.